GGCAGAGGGCUGGGUGUCGCGAGCGGCAGGUGCGCUGACGAAUGGGCUGUAGACUCCUCCUUCCACGGGAAGGAACUGUCGGAGGCUGUGACGGUGACGUCAUCUCAGGGUCACUAGAAGGGGACUUCCUGAGGUCCUGUCCCCAGACUGCAGUGAUUGGGCUUUCACUGGAGCAGAAGGUGCUGGAAGGCAGACGGCCAUCAUGUCCACAUUCAGGCAGGAAGAUGUGGAAGACCAUUAUGAGAUGGGGGAGGAGUUGGGCAGUGGCCAGUUUGCAAUUGUUCGGAAAUGCCGGCAGAAGGGCACUGGGAAGGAAUAUGCGGCCAAGUUCAUCAAGAAGCGCCGCCUGUCAUCCAGCCGGCGGGGAGUCAGCCGGGAGGAGAUCGAGCGGGAGGUGAACAUCUUGCGGGAGAUCAGGCACCCCAACAUCAUCACCCUGCACGACAUCUUUGAGAACAAGACUGACGUGGUGCUCAUCCUGGAGCUGGUCUCCGGUGGGGAGCUCUUUGAUUUCCUGGCCGAGAAGGAGUCACUGACAGAGGAUGAGGCCACGCAGUUCCUGAAGCAGAUCUUGGAUGGAGUCCACUACCUGCACUCCAAGCGCAUUGCCCACUUUGACCUCAAGCCAGAAAACAUCAUGCUCCUGGACAAGAAUGUGCCCAACCCACGGAUCAAGCUCAUUGACUUUGGCAUCGCUCAUAAGAUUGAGGCUGGGAACGAGUUCAAGAACAUCUUUGGCACCCCAGAGUUUGUAGCUCCUGAGAUUGUCAACUACGAACCCCUGGGACUGGAGGCGGACAUGUGGAGCAUUGGCGUCAUCACCUACAUCCUUUUGAGCGGUGCAUCCCCAUUCCUGGGGGAGACCAAGCAGGAGACCCUGACCAACAUCUCCGCCGUGAACUAUGACUUUGACGAGGAAUACUUCAGCAACACCAGCGAGCUGGCCAAGGACUUUAUCCGCCGGCUGCUUGUCAAGGACCCCAAGAGGAGGAUGACUAUCUCCCAGAGCCUGGAGCACUCCUGGAUCAAGGCGAUCCGGCGGCGGAAUGUACGGCGGGAAGACAGCGGCCGCAACAAGACGGAGCGGCGGCGCCUGAAGACGGCCCGUCUCAAGGAGUACACCAUCAAGUCCCACUCAAGCAUGCCCCCCAACAAUACCUACAUCAACUUCGAGCGUUUCUCCAAGGUGCUGGAGGAGGUGGCAGCGGCUGAGGAGGGCCUGCGCGGGCUGGAGCACAGCCGGCGGCAGUUCCACGAGGACAUUGAGGCGCUGACAGCCAUCUAUGAGGAGAAGGAGGCCUGGUACAGGGAGGAGAACGAGAGCAUUGGCCAAGACCUCCGACGGCUGCGGCAGGAGCUGCACAAGACCGAGGCACUCCAACGGCAGGCCCAGGAGGAGGCCAAGGGCGCCCUGCUGGGGGCCAGUGGGCUCAAGCGCCGCUUCAGCCGCCUGGAGAACCGCUAUGAGGCCCUGGCUAAGCAGGUGGCCUCUGAGAUGCGGUUUGUGCAAGAUCUAGUGCGUGCCCUGGAGCAGGAGAAGCUUCAGGGGGUGGAAUGCGGCCUCCGCUAGGGCUGCCCGGGGGGUUGGCCCAGAGGGUUCUGGUAGUGGGUGCCCCCUUGACGGCCCUAGGGCCAGGCCCCUCUGUCACCCUUACCUAGAGAGUUCCUGGGCUGGGGCUGAGGUGGGAAGAGGUUGGACUGGGACCUGCUCCCUGGGGCCUGGGAAUUCCCUGCUGAGGGGAGGGGCUUGGCAGGACCUGGGCCUCGCCACACAGCCUGUCUCCCCUCUGGCUCAGCCUCCUUCUCCCAUUCUCUCAGCAGUGGUGACUGGUGGGGGUGGGGGGUGCUUCUGGGCUAGUGUUAACCUCUAGAACUCUGUGAGCUCUCUGCAAGGGGUUGGUACCUCCAAGAUGGAAUUGGCCAUGGCAGACACAGGUGCUUCAUGCCCGGCCCAGUGGCAGGGCGGCAGCCUUCAUGUCCUGGGUCAGGGGGCUGAAGGGCAGUUGGAGAACUCGCAGUUUGGCCUGGGCAGCACUCUCAGGCCCUCCCUGCCCAUCUAAGCACACGCAGCCUCAGGGAGGGUUUCUGAGGGCCCCUGCAUGCCCCAGGGCUUGGAAUUGGAGGGGCCUCUGCUGGACACUGGCCCCUCCUAGAGAUGGCAGCAGCCCCUGCGGGGUCAGUGGUGGAGGCUGCCACUGGGCACCACAGCCAGAGAUGAGAUGAUCUAGCCCUUAAGGAGGUGUUGGUCUGGAGGUAGUAUGAGGGUGGGAGGACCUGUGGCUAAGCAUGUUGCCAGGACACAGUAAAGAAAGCAUCUGCAAAAGCUGAGUUUCUCUCUCUCCCUGAGGCCCAGAAGUCCCUGGGCGCCAAGUGAAACAGGUCUGCUGGGGCCUGGGGACAGGAGAAAAGAGCUGCCGUCCACCCACAGUCCCCCCCCAGUGGGGCAGGUUGUGGAGCCGUCCCCUCUCCGCUCCCUCAUGAUGCCAGGUGCAGGCGUCUCAUGACACAUAGUCCCUGAAGUGCCAAGCCCACCAGUGGGGUCCUCCCCUGCCUGGGUAUCUGGCCCUGCCCCUCCAGCCUCUGCCUCGCUUCCUUCUCCAGUGCUGACUUUUGAAAUGUUAGGGCUCCAGCAUCAUCCUCCCCAGAGAGCCCCUCAGACUCUGAGCUGCCCCGUGAAGGGAGAAGUCCAUUUGACUGACUGCCUCUGCUGGUUCCCAAGCACAUGUGGCUAGAAACCCUGGACCAGUACAGGGUGGGAAGGGGGUUGCAGUGGGCAGUGCUCUCGUCUGCCACUAGGGGCUGCCCUUGAGCAGGCUCUUGUACCACUUACCCGAAGUGCACUAGGUAAGGUUCAGGCUCUAACAAAAUGUGGGUCCCUAUCAGGUGGCCACACUGAGCUGGGAAUUCUCUGCUGCAGGUUAGGUUAAGUGAGUGACACCUUUAUAGAUCAAGUGCAGGAAGGAACCAGGCAGGUAAGACUUCCAUUCCUGCUGAGGCUGCUGGCCAGGGCUCCUCCUACCAAGACACUGCCAGGCUGAGGCACUGGUGGAGGGGUCUUAACACUGUUUGCAGGUCUGUCUUCUGGGGCUGGGGUGGGACCCCCUGUACCUCCUCCACAAGCUCUGUUGCAUAGUGUAUGCCAUCUCUGCAAGUUUAUGCCUGCCAUGAGCCAAAGGAAAUAAAGCCCCAUUCUGACAUCCA
Messenger RNA from Artibeus jamaicensis (Jamaican fruit-eating bat), 3201 nucleotides. It is a transcript of the gene DAPK3, whose product is annotated as death associated protein kinase 3. Gene Ontology annotation, cellular component: nucleus; cytoplasm. The transcript has 9 exons. NCBI's taxonomy places the organism in Eukaryota, Metazoa, Chordata, Mammalia, Chiroptera, Phyllostomidae. Bases 203 to 1570 code for a protein of 455 amino acids. Gene Ontology annotation, biological process: intracellular signal transduction; protein phosphorylation; positive regulation of apoptotic process. Gene Ontology annotation, molecular function: protein serine/threonine kinase activity; ATP binding. The record is from RefSeq and is a predicted model, not a curated record.